Molecule: messenger RNA, 12151 nt
Organism: Lates calcarifer (barramundi perch)
Lineage: Eukaryota; Metazoa; Chordata; Actinopteri; Centropomidae
Product: trinucleotide repeat containing adaptor 6A
Exons: 26
Coding region: 855-6416 (1853 amino acids)
Biological process (GO): positive regulation of nuclear-transcribed mRNA poly(A) tail shortening; miRNA-mediated post-transcriptional gene silencing
Cellular component (GO): nucleoplasm; P-body
Molecular function (GO): nucleic acid binding
Source: RefSeq, a predicted model, not a curated record
GGCACUUACACUGACAUAGUUGACAUGUUUGGCUUCACAUGCUUUUACUCAGAAUUUCUCUCGACACCAUUUAGCUACCUUUGCCUGUUUGGUUUUCUCAGUCAGAGGAAGUGGUGAAUGUGUUUCCUGCCCUGUCUCCCCCCUCCAGAAACAUACUGACAUACACACACACACACACACAGAGCAGAGCUGAAGUGAAUGCAGAGAGAGAGGAGGGGAAAGCAGAGCUCAAGCGAAAGAAGGUUUUAGCCAGCAGCGAGCGAAGAAAAUGGCGAUCAUGCAGGACGAAUUCCUCCCCUCGUAGAUGCUGCAAACGCGCUGAAUUUCUUUUAGCCUUACAGCCGGCUUUCCUUUCCACUCUGUUGCACUUUAUACUUCAAUGAGAGAUUUGGAAUUGGAAGCUGUUGUCACCAAAGAAACUGAAGCAUCUUAACAGGGAUCACACCCAUAGAGGGAAGAACAGUGGAUGGAAGAGAGAGAGAGACGCAAAGUGUGAAGAGGAAGGAGGAUAAAGAAGAUACAGGACUGGACAAAAGUGCCAGAGCAUACCAAGUCAAGGCAGAGUCCUAAAUCUAAACCACAACCCCCCCCCUCCCCCUCCCCACACAUACACCUACACACCCGCAUACUCACACAUACAGUCUUCAGCAAUGCCAAGGGGGCCUGAUCAGCCUGCUGCCCGCUCUGACAAGCCCCGCCUCUUCACCUCAAACCCUUGAGGCUGUGUCCUCUGAGCUUCGACCUUUGACCUCCCCUUCGUCAACCUGGGAACUAGAGGUCACCUGUUCUCCAGUCAACCCGGGGACGCCCUCCUGCCCAGCCAGGAGCCGCAGCCACAAACCACACUCGCAGGCAUGGCUCCCAUUCGGGAUUCCGUCAGCCACUCCCCUAAUCAAACAGGUCUGGAGCAUCCUGGCUUGGACUCACAGUAUGAGCCUUCCCCCUGGUCCUCUGGCUCUCCUUGCAGCAGUGACAGCAACAGCAACUGGGGCAAAGUCCUAGUGGACGGAAGCACCGACAAACCCAACAACCCUUCUUCAACCAACUCUUCCGUCUGGCCUCCCUCCUCCUCCUCAUUCUCUUGCUCCUCGUCUUCUUCCUCUUCUGGCUGUGGGUCAGGAUCAGACCCUGAGCUGGCAUCAGAAUGCAUGGACGCAGACUCUAGUUCCUCAAUCGGCUCAGAGAAAAACCUCGCCGCUGUUGCUGUGACAACAGUGAUGAUGAUGUCAGCAAAUGCUUCUUCCUCUGUGUCUUCUUCUACGGCUUCUUCCCCCACUUCCUCUCUGGUGACUUCUGCCAUGAUGGUCGGCGUGUCGGUGAAUGGAGACAGCAACGGCAACAGUCGUCAGGUUAUUGGUGGAGGGAUGGGAACCAUCAGUGGUGCAAAUAAUGGAAAUAAUAACAUCACCGGACCCUCCCACUACUCUGUGGCUGGGUCCAGCAGUAUUGGCAGCAAUAACAUGGGUAACCACAACAUCAAGCUCGUCAAUAACAGUGGUGUAUGGGGCACCCAGUCAGGCAGCAACAUGAUCACCACGGGCGGAAGCACCCCUUGCAUCAAUGGAGGGUUAAACCCAAACACUUUAAACCCAAAUGCCAACCACGGUGCCUGGCCACAGAAUCCGACCCCAAGCCCAGUGUCCCAGGGCCAACGGCCUCCACAGGCUCAGGGGAUGAGUUCUAAACUGGGUAUAGCUCCCCAACAGGGCCCCUUGCUGGGCUGGGGUGGCAUGGCAGCUCCAGACAACAGCAGUAUGAUGGAAGACACUGAGGUGAAUAAUGGUACAGCAAGCAGCAAGGUGUUAGGAAGCAGCAACAGUGGAAAUGGUGGCCUGCAGCCUACCAACCUUAACACUGAAUCCAAUGGACCAAAUAACACUAUUAUGAUGAAUACUACUACUACUACUACUACUAACGCCACAAUGACCUCUAGUCCACCAAACUCUACCGCCUCACCCCAACUCAGCGGGGAUUGUUCCUGGGGCUCCAUUGGAGGAGGGAAUGGGGGUCCGCUGGCCAAUGGAAACCCCUCAUCAGCCCCCCAGAACCCCCAAGGAGAGCUGGGGGGUCCUGGGGCCUUCGGUACGCCUUGGGGCGCAACUACCUACCCUGGAGACAAGGGCCCCCCAAAUGCAGACACUGUGAACCCCCAAAACCCUGCCUUAAUGCAGGCUGGGAACCCCCAAAUCUCCUCUACUGCUGCUUACAAGAGUAAUAAUAACCACAAUAACACUGGGGCCCCACGCUGGGACCAGGGGCCCGCCAAUAACCCAAACCAGCCUCAGAGCAACUUGUCCUGGGGUGUCGGCUCAAAUCAAAUCCCAGGCUCUGCAGGCCAAACACCAGGAAAUGGGAACCAAACUACGAUGGGCCCUCCAGCAGGGAUACCUCGUCCCUGGGGAAGCAGCGCGUCGUCGUCGUCUUCUUCCUCAUCCUCAUCGUCCUCUUCCACAUCAAACAACAAGAUGUCAAAUGGAGAAUGGGGAUCAGCAGCUCCUGGUAACAGCCAUUCAGAUGCUGGAAGUCAGAAAGGAAGCUCUGCCAACAAUGGCUGGAAGAGCCUGGAGGAUGACGCCAUGGGCAUGGGAGGUGGAGGGGGAGGAGGUGGAAGCCAUGGCUUGGGGAGUGUCACAGGAGGCUGGGGUCGCUCUGGAGGAAGUGAGGGAAGCGGAGAGAGUUCUGGAGGCCGAUCCGGCUCAGACAGGGAUAGCAGCCAGCAAAAAGGGGUAAACCGCAGAAAAGGUACCCAUUCUGCUUCAGUAAUAUCAGCUCUGGCCCGGGUCGAUGUGGACCCAAGGGUUCUGUCCAACACUGGGUGGGGACAGACGCCCAUUCGGCAGAACACCGCCUGGGAUGUCAAUUCUCCUAAUAACAAUCACUCCCAGGGUUCCAGAGGAGAUGAAAGAAAGCACAGCAGCGGGGGCUCCAGCUGGGGCACAACAACACCGGCAGCUCCCUCCCAGACUUCUGGAGGCUGGGGGAGUAGGCCGGGCAGCUCAGGCCCAGAUACAGGAGGUUCUGGCUGGGGAGAGCAGAGACCAACCUCUGGGUGGGACAGCAAAGUCCCAGUGAGUGGAGGAGGUGGGCAGAGUGGCUGGGAUGAUGGAUCCAGCUACAAGGGUAGCAACACCAACAGUAACACAUGGAGCAACAACUUCAACAAAGAUGACCGGUCCAAUACCUGGACUAAUACGCCCAAACCACAGCAGGGCUGGGGUUCCAGUGGUGGAAAUGGAAGUGAAGGCUGGGGUGGCGGAGGAGAUGGUACCAGAGGAGGAGCCAACAACCACUGGGGGGAGCCCCAAAAAGGUGCAGGCUCGGUGGGCUGGGACAGUGACAGUGACCGGUCUGGUUCUGGAUGUUGGAGCGAGCCAAGCCGAACCAACACCAGCAGCAGCAACACCUGGGUAGGGAGUGGAGGCUCAAAUACUCCAGAUCAGAGCACACCAAACCCAGGCUCCAACUGGGGCGACUCAGUUCACAAACCCACUCCUCAGAGUAACAGCCAGGGCUGGGGUGAGCCAAUGAAGAACAACCACGGAGGUCAGAACUGGGGUGAGCCAAAUCCCAAGCCCUCUAACGAGUGGGGAAAAGGUCCUGACACCAACAUGUCCAGAGGCAAUCAAGGCUCUAACAAGCCCACAGGCUGGCAUGGAGGCCCCAUACCCACAGUAGGUCAGAAGGAGGAAGUGGCGACUGGGUGGGAAGAGCCCUCUCCAGAGUCCAUACGGCGGAGGAUGGAGAUCGAUGAUGGCACUGCAGCUUGGGGAGACCCUGGCAAGUACGGUAGUGGAUCUGUCAACAUGUGGAACAGGACUGGCCAAUCAGACCAGGAGAACAUGGGCAUGUCCUCUCAGCACCAGUCUCACCCAUCACACAGCUCGAUGCAUCCUCCUCAGCCCAUGCAGCCUCUUGCCCAGGACAAAAGCUGUAGUUCUGGUUGGGGUGAGCCAUACCCCCAGCAGAAGGAGUCCUCAACGUGGGGGGAGCCUACCGCUGCUCCACCUGUCACGGUGGACAACGGAACGUCUGCCUGGGGGAAGCCCAUGGACAGCACCUCCGGCUGGGAUGAACCCAGCAGGGACAGCAGAGAGUCCGGGUCUGGCUGGGGCAACCAGCAUAAGUCUGCUCCAGGUCCCAAGCCCAUGGAGACAUGGUGUGGUGAGGAGGUGUCCAUGGGCAAUAGCUGGGACCAGGAAGAAGAGGUGGAGAUCGGCAUGUGGAGCAACAGCCAACAGGACAACAGGUCCCAUGACCAAAACACCUGGAAUUACAAGCAUAAAGGCUCAAACAAGAUGAACAAACCAGUCAACAAACAGGAUGAACCCUGGAUGAAACCUUUCAUCAACCAAUUCAGUGGCAUGAACUUCCCUAGAGACUCUCCUGAUGACUCCAUGAAGACAGGAGCAGGGAUGGUGCAGGACAAGCGUAUGGACAUGGGCAGUAUGGGAGACUUCAAUGGAGUAAUGGGGAAGAACCCUGGGUCUCGUCACCAGCUCCACAAAGAGUCUGCCAUGGAUCGCAGCCCUUACUAUGACAAGAAUGUAAACCCCAUGUUGGGUGGCAGCAGCGUAGCACAGGGCCGAGGCGGCCCCCAGUCCCAGGUCCCCCCCCAACCCAACCUUCGUAACCAAGUGCCUCCACCCAUCCUGCCCUCUCAGGUCCCUCCAUCCCUGUUGAAGUACCCUGGAGGUAACGGAGGUCUGAACCCUCUGUUUGGCCCUCAGCAGGUGGCUGUGCUCAACCAACUCUCCCAGCUCAACCAGCUAUCACAGCUUAGCCAGAUCAACCAGUUACAGCGUCUUAUUAUCCAGCAGCAGCAGCAGCAACAGCAGAAAGCUCAGAGCCAGAGAGCCAUGCCUGUGGGACGACAGACUGAACAGACACGUCCUAUUGGUUCGUCUCCAUCAAUGAUGCAGCCCCCACGUCACCUGGACCCCUCUUUGCUGAAACAGGCCCCACCUCUCAAACCGUACCUGGAUAACUACUUGUCCCACAAUACCCCUGAGAUGCAGAAGGAUGCUGCCACGCUCGGAUCCUUCAGCAACUUCCCUUUAAGCUUGAACUCUAACCUGAAUGUAUCCCUGGACAUGGGUGUUGGUGGUGGUAGUAGUGGUGGCGGAGCUGUGAGCUACAAAGAGCCGCCCCAGUCCAGACUGAAGAAACUUUGGGCUACUGACCCUCUGGAGCAGAACAGCAAACCUGGUGCUAUGUCGUCUGGGCUGCGUCUGGAGGACUCUCCCUUCUAUGACUUCCUGUCUCCUGGCCCAUCUCCCCUGAGUCCUCCCGGCCAAUCAAUGGGCUCGGUGGGUGAUGGCUGGCCACCCCGUGCCAAUUCCCCCCCGCCCCAUGGAAACACUGUCACCUGGCCCCCAGAGUUCCGGCCCGGGGAGCCUUGGAAAGGUUACCCCAACAUUGACCCUGAGACUGACCCCUACGUGACCCCCGGCAGUGUCAUCAACAACCUCUCCAUCAACACCGUCCGCGACACAGACCACCUCAGGGACAGGAACAACGGGCCAUCCUCAUCACUGAACACCACGAUGCCUUCUAACAGUGCCUGGUCAUCCAUUCGUGCCUCCAGCCACAGCGGUUCCCUCACCAGUACAGCACAAAGCACUUCAGCCAGACCCAGUGAGUCAAAGUGGUCUCCCGGCAGCGGUUCUGUGUCCAACUCCUCCCUCGCCCAUGAGCUGUGGAAGGUCCCCCUGCCUCCCAAGGCGCUGUCUGUGGCAGCCCCCUCCAGACCACCACCUGGCCUCACCAGCCAGAAGCCCAGCCCUGCCUCCUCUGGCUGGGAUGGCUCUGCUCUGAGGUUGGGGGGCUGGGGCUCCUCUGAGUCCAGAUACACACCUGGUUCCAGUUGGGGUGACAGCAGCAGCUCAGGGAGAACCCAAUGGCUUGUUCUGAAAAAUCUCACACCUCAGAUUGACGGCUCUACCCUGAGGACCCUGUGCAUGCAGCACGGCCCUCUGAUCACAUUCCACCUCAACCUGCCGCACGGUAACGCCGUGGUAUGCUACAGCUCCAAGGAUGAGGCUGCCAAGGCCCAGAAGAGCCUGCACAUGUGUGUUUUGGGGAACACUACUAUUCUGGCUGAGUUUGCCAGCGAGGAGGAAAUCAACCGUUUCUUUGCACAAGGGCAGUCAUUGGCCACUCCCUCCUCCAGCUGGCAGGCCAUCGGCUCCUCUCAGAGCAGAAUGGAUCAGUCUCACCCCUUUCCCAGCCGAGCUCCUGAACCCAACCAGUGGAACAGCAGCGAUCUCCACAGCUCCUCCCUCUGGGGCGGGCCCAACUAUUCCAGUAGCCUGUGGGGGAGCCCCAGUGGCACCGAGGCGGGGAGGAUCAGCAGCCCUUCUCCAAUCAGCUCCUUCCUCCCGGUGGAUCAUCUGACAGGGGGUGGGGACGCCAUGUGAACCGCCUGCCAAUCAAACAGGCUGGGGGAAGGGUCAGUAGAGAAUUAUCAAUAAUCAGCAGAAGGAAAAAAAAAAAAAAAAAAAAAAUGUAGUUAUAAACGCAAAGGCACUAGUCGGACUCUUUCUCACUUACAAGAUAUUCAACAAAACGGGGUCUCCCCUGUGGAAAACAAGUUACGUUUCUCUCUCUGCACAUAUGUCCACUUUGUUUUAGCCCAAAAACAUAUCAGUCGGAAUACUUGAAUCAUGCAGGCCAAUUCUAUAAUGUGAACGGAUGGAUAUUUGCUUCCAGGUAGUGCUCUUUCAGACCGAAAAAAGCUUCAAUCGAGCUCAUUAUUAUAUAUAUAUUUUUUGUUUCAUUCAUCAUGUUUAUUUGAAUUCCAAUUCUUUUUAUUUUUAACGUUUUCUUUUUUGUUUUGUUUUUUUUUGUUUUUGUUUCUUUUUUUUUUGCAUUUGUUUGCUGACAAUGUUGGAGUAUGAGCUUUUUUAACUUUGCACUGAAUGUGGUUUUUUCUCAGUAUAUAUAAUCUGCAAUAUAGAGGGAGCAGCCAGUUUUUCCAGUGUAGCUGUUUACUCAUUGAGGUCCUUACCGUAUGUGUGUAUGCGUAUGCACGCGCACGUGUGUGGAAGUACUUUGUGUGUGUGGAUGAUAUGCGUGUGCGAAUGAGUAUGUGUGCGCUCCUCUCUGCCUUGGCACGCCUACCUUACUGCGUUGUCGUGGAGUUCAAGAUCAACAGAUAGUUAAAGAAGAAUAAAAGCUGACUUAGGAGGAUUAUCUGGUGAUAGUAAAAGUGACAUUAAAAAGUAUUGCACCAAUUUUGUUUUAAAACUAAAGAACGUUGAGCUCUGCAGUGCAAAGGACUGUAGCCGCAGCUGGGACUAGCAAGCCCCGCCCACCCUAAUAUAUGGGCGGGGCCUAUCUAGCAAGCCCUCCCACUGGCCCCCUAGUGGGCAGGGGGGGGAACAGCACUUUCAGAAUAGGCUUUCAAUGUUUUGGAGGUGCCACACUGCAACCUCUUGUUUACAAGACUUAGGAGGCGGAACGUGUGUUCAUUCUUCAUUUUAAAGAAAAGAUGGAAUAAAAUAAAACAAAAAAUACACAAAAAAAUCAAAAUUAUUUAAAAAAACAAAAAAAUGUACAAAACAAAGAGAAAAACAACAAAAAAUUUAAACUCUUACUGAGGAUGAAGAUGAUGCUUUGUAACUCUGGGAAUUCGGAUCAGUGUUUUUGGCCAUGGCGUUGGUUAUUUGAACUAUUCCUCUUUGUCUGCUAAAUAACCAGCAAUGGUUCUCAGGAAAUCAAGCCAGUUUUCCCCCCCUUGUAGUUGAAUUAAAAAAAAAACUACUACUCCUUGUAGGAAAGGAAAAUCCAACUUCUAGCACUGAAAACGAUGUAUAGGUCUGUAAAUUUUUUUUCUCUGCCAAAUAACUGCUUUAAGCUGGAGAAGCUCAACACACUGCUUUCGAUAUGCUGUCUUUUUGGGGGGGGGUCCUAAAGUGGGGGGUGGAGGACGGGCUGUAGAACACCCGACGCUCCCUCUCUCCUCCUCUUCCUCCACUCCUCCACUCCACUGAUGUUAAAAAAAAUCAAAAGUGGGGAGUGUUAAUCGUGUGUGUGUGUGACUGUCAGUGGAAAAUGUUGUCUUGUCGGACUUAAAAACCAAGAGAAAGGCGAAUCUGUAUCUAUGCAUACUGUAGCCUCUCACAUGGCCUACUGAGAGGUGUUUUUUUCUUUAUUUUUUUAUUUUUUUCCCGUGUCUCACAAAAUGUUUUAAAUGUUUCAUUGAGUACAACAAAAUGCGAAAUAUUACUUGCUUUCUUUUUUUUUUUAAUCGCUCUCAUUGCCACAAAUGGUGUUUUGAAAAAAGGAAAGAAGAAAAACUUUAAAAAUUUUGUUUUGGUUGAAGAUAAUAUUUUAACAGUGCAAAAGUCGUCCACAUUUCAUUGCCUUGAUCCUAAUUGUGUCCGAAGAUGCAACAACAAGUCAAGUGGCUUCUACCUGUUUACAAAUAGAAUAUGAUUGUAUUGUUGUACUGUUUUAUUUGUUUGUUUUUUUUUUCCUUUGGGUGGGGGGGGGGGGGGUACUCAUCUGAAGUUCCUGACCUGAUGAAUCGUGUGUGUGUGUGUGUGCAUUCGUGUGUGUGUGCGUGCUCUGUACCGGCAGAUGUGAGUUCUACCGCUGGAGGGAAGGGGUUGGGUGGAGGGAGGGAGUCGCGGUUGUGCGUGCGAACGGUGUGAAUGUAAAUCCACCAGUGGUGUUUGUCAACGAAAAAUACACGUGUGAAUAAUAGAAUUACCAGUGAUUGUUUAGUUACUAUGAUGCACAAUUUUUUUUUUUUUCGGGGAGAGACAAAAAGCUUCAGAGAGUGCGUGAACGAGAAGUCAGCAUUAGCGAAGCCAUGGACCUUAAUUUCUUUUCUUCAUUGUGUAAUUAUUCAGUGUAAAGCCUGUUGUGUGUGCGUGUGCGUGUUUUUUUUCCCCCCUCCGAUAAUAGGUUUUUAUUUCAGAAGUACUAGAAAUGUUGGCUUUAGUUGUGUUUUUAAGUUUAGCCUUGAAUAUUUAACGACUUCAAAGCAUACUGUAGUGAGGCAGAACCUUGAGUAUUAGCCAGACUUGACAGUGGUGUGUGCCAGUAUUGAACUGCUCUCUACCAAAUAAUUCAAUCAUACAAAAGAUUAGUUUACUUAAUUCCACAUCUCUUUGCUUAAACGAUAUAUAUCUCUUAUUUGUAUUUGUUUUUUGUCUUGUUUAACAAAUGUUAUCAAGUGGAACAUCUGAACCAUGUUUGUCAUUUGUUUUUUGAGUUAACUUAAUUUGACAAAUUGAACUGAGGAGCCUUGGAUUUUGCACUUGGGUGGAUUAGAGGAAAGGCUGGUUGGUCAGACAGACAGACAGGCGGUGUCGUUUGAAUUUUCAGGUCUGUCUGAGGGACAGAGUGUGUCUGCCAGAGUAUUGUGACAGGGUAAUGUGUGUGCGUGUGUUGUCUACAUGUUCUCAUCUGAAGUGUAAGUUGUGUGUGCGUGUGUGUGCUGUGAUUAGAGAAGAUGGUGCUUUGUUGGUCCCAGUGAGGGAGCGAGAGAAAGAGGGAGGGAGGCAUCGUCCCCCCUUCUCCAGGUUUACCUCUCCCUGUUCACUGGGCCGGCCCGGUCAGUGCGGCGACUUUGCCAUGCCGCCUGAACCGAGCCAGAAUGUAGCUGAAAAACGGUUUUAAAAGUAUAAAUGACAGCCAGAGCCUUGAUCCGCCUCAAUCCCUGAUCUCUGGCACCCGAUCAGCCUCAAACAUGAAACCACCUUGCAGAAAAAAAACAAAGCAACCACUGCUCAUUGUUGUUGUAUUUGAAUAAGUAUUCAGCUACUGUUCUUGACCACGCGUAGUUGUCAUGGUGAUUGACGGUGGCUGUUGCCGUGGAGAUGUUUGCAUCUCGAGGCUGACUGAAAUGAGGCGAGGCUUCUCGCUGGCCCAUAGUGACUCAGGCAAGGGGAUGUGACUUGUGAUCGGCUGGUUCUUCCUGGCUUUUCAGGGACACAGGGUUGCACUUGCCUCUCUGCUGGCUUAUCCAGGAUCAGCUCUCCCUCUCCAACUCCUAAGCUUAACUACAGGAGAGGAGACGCAAAACUGACAGGAGGUCUGGGGCAAGUGAACUCUAAAUAGUCAAUAUUCCCUUUCCGCUCUUGAUUAAAAUUACUUUACACUUCAUUCAUUCUGAUUUUGGCAGUGCUUCUCUCCGAGUGCUGAUCUAGGAGAAGUUUUGUCCCUCUUCAGUAUCCUUACCUUAACCAUUAGUGGGACAAAACCUGACCUCAGUUCAGCAGCUCAGGAGGUAGCAUUGCUCUGCUGUUAGAGAAGGGACAAGCAAUGUCUGUAAAAUGCCUCUCAUUGAUGUUGAUGUUACUGUUUAUGGUUCCCAGCUUAAUCUCGCUCUGUUUCUGUCUCGUCCAAUCUACUGUUAGAGUUUGUGUGUUGUGGGAAGAGCAAAAACUCUCGUACAGAAACUGUGUGUGUGUGUGUGUGUGUGUGUGUGUGUGUUUGUGUGUGUAUGUUUGAACACAUUAUCAUGCCAAAUUGAGGAGGGAGGGUGAGAGGGGAGGAAAGGGAUCGAUAACUUUUUUUUUCCGGUUGUUGUUGUGUAUGUGUGUGUAUGUGUAUUUAAAAAGCUGGACAAUGUUAAAUGCUUGAAGAAAAAAAAAUGUCAUUUGCAAAAGGAUGAUGUGAGGAAAACCUUUUCAGUAAGUGAAAACCACCAUGAGCAAUGUACAAUCCCCAGGGCUGCCAAGCAGCUUCCCAACAGGGCCAGAUGAGGGGAGGAAAGAAGGAAGUAAGGAAGGAAAGAGGAAAGGAAAGAGGAGGGAAGCUGGCUGGUGAUACUCUACUACUUUUUAAUAUUUAAGAUAAAUAAUGUGACUCUUUGUUUUUCUCUUGACUUAACUAUCCUGUGAGCAAAUGCUAUAUUAUAUCAUAACACACACCCAACGGCUCCUACUGUCGAUCAAAAGCGCUAAGGCUAUUUUUUUGACACAAAAAAAAACAAAAAAACACAAAAAACAAACAAAAGAAAAAAACACAAAAACUGUGAGAAUCUGCUGUCUUUUUUUGUCAUUUUACAUUUAGUAUGAAUACACAAAAACAAACCCUGAAAAGCUUUAGUCUAACCAGCACAAAGAUGUGGGUGGGGUGGGUGGGAUAUCUGGGUGGGGGUGGGUACAGUACAGAGGGGAAGGGGUUGGGUGUCGCUCAGAGAGACUAUGCAGUGGAGUGUUGAACCCAGGCUUCCAUGUCCACCUUGGGUUUUUUGCUUUCUUUAAAUAAAAACAAAAAAAAAAUAUCCCAAAAAACUUUAAAAACACAGCUGAGAUGGGAUUCCCAAUAAUAUUCCUCAAACAUGUUGUGCCAUCGUUGAAUCGUACUACUAGUACUACUAAUAAUAAUAAAAACUGAAAAAACCUUUAUUACCUAGCAACCGUCGGGCCAGUUGUAGCAGGAGAGGAGGACAGGUUAAGAUUUGCAAAGUCCAUUUCUUUAUUUUCACAGCUUGUCUCCUCCUCGAUAAGCCGAGGGGAGUGAGGCCGGUGAAACUGCAAAUUUUACACAACUACAAUGUUUUUUAUAGAGAUUCUAUCAAUCCAGUGUGUAGUUGGAUCACCUGUAAACCUAUUAUGCACAUUGCUUUGGGAGACUGUUGAAACUAUAUAUAAUAUAUAUAUAUAUAUAUAUAUAUGAGAAUAUAAACGUACAGUGUCUAUAAUCAACGAGAGGAAGUCUUCCUCUCUUACAAACAAAAACAGGAAGUACCUUUUUAUUUUCAAAUGUCUUCCUCGCGUCAUCAAAGGAUUUUAUCUUAAACUUUGGGGGAAACUGCACUUUUUGAAGGACAAUCUUUAUUUGUAUGGGUAUAAAAAUUGACAAAAACGAAGUCGCCUGAUAUUACAAGGUAUAGAAAACCAACUCCAGUGUGCUCUAAUAAUGAAUGUCUCCUCUGAUGCUGUCUGUUUGGUUUCAUUUAAUCUUUAUUCUCCUUCCUUUGUUGCUUGGUUUGUUCUGUAUUUUUUUUCUCCUCUUAUUUUUCUGGAUUUUAGUGCUCUUAAGAGAAUCUGUACUAAGGUGUAGAGUAGUAGGUAGUAGGUCUUCUGUUGGCUGUACUCGUAUACUGAUUACUGUUUGUAACCCUCUGGCUCCUGCAGCCAGCAUACAAAGCUGUAUAACUUGGGUACAACCCUCAAUAAAAGACUAACAAUGA